Molecule: messenger RNA, 1777 nt
Organism: Papilio machaon (common yellow swallowtail)
Lineage: Eukaryota; Metazoa; Arthropoda; Insecta; Lepidoptera; Papilionidae
Exons: 2
Coding region: 316-1116 (266 amino acids)
Source: RefSeq, a predicted model, not a curated record
UGUUUUUAACUCUUUCUCUUUGGUUUACUGUGAACUGUGAAGUUACGAAACACACACAUAGUAUGGAAAAAUUUCAUGACAUGUUGUGAUUGUGUUGUGAGACUAGUUUCCACCUCGUACAAAUGUCGCUAUUUUGAUUUGAAUAUAAAAUUUGUCGAUAUCUCAUUCCCUCUUUUUGCUUUAGCGUUGAUAAAGUACAUUUAAAAUAUAAAUCAAAUAAAUGAAUUGUUAUUGUCAAGUUUGACAUUCACAUUGCACUUUGAUUUAGUCGAAACUUGUUUGAGAACGUGUUUCUUUUGUUUACGCAACGUCGCGAUGAACAUGGAGUGGACAAAAGCCGAAACAAUAAAAUUUAUAAAUCUUUUAAAAGGAUUUCCAUGUUUAUGGAACAGUCAAAACAAAGAUUUUAAAAACCGACAGAAACGUCGCGAGGCUUUGGACUAUAUAGCCCAAGAAUCAAAUACAGAUACAAGAGCUGUGGAAAAAAAAAUGGUAUCUUUAAGAACUCAGUACAAUAGAGAGAUAAAUAAAAUUAGAACGAAGACACAUGCGGGCUAUGAACAGCCAACAUCCAGUUGGUAUGCUUAUGAUCUUCUGCACUUCUUAAAAGAUAACAGUAGUCCCAAACCUGCUAAAGAUUCGUUUACAAUUACAUUCACUCCAAAUAAAAAGGAAGAAUAUGGUGAUCCUUAUGACUCCAGCUCAAAUCUAUCCCCAACAAACACACAACAAUCACAGCUGUCGAGAAGGUCAAAGAUGAGAAAUAGUGUGAACCAGAUGAAAACAUUGAAUUUAUUAAACCAUGCAUCAAAUGCAAUAAUAAACAGACAGAAAAAAGAUGAGUUUUCCAUUUUUGGAGAAGCAGUUGCGAGUGAACUACGUGAUAUAAAAUCAAGAAAAGAAGUGAUAGAGCUGAAAAAAAAUAUAAUGGAUAUGAUUUACAUUACGAAGAUGAACAUUUUAGACACAGAAAAAUCCACACCGGCUUCACCUCCUCCAACCACAGAGGCAAAUUUAAAUGAAAAAGAAAAUACAUCUGGUAGUUCUGAUAUACAUUCAAUUUUAGGAAAGGUUGAAGUAGCUAUGGAUGGUGAAUGGAUGAAUGGAGACUCAUAAAAUAUGACUUGUGUAUGACAAAUGGUGUGGUACACUCUUACAUUCAUAUCACAUACCCAGUAGGUGUCGGCCACAUGGGUGCUGUGGUAGUUCUUUGUCCUUAAAUUAAGGAAAGGUUCAUGAGAAAUAACUACAUAAGUCUAAGAUUUAUUUUCAUCUUAUCGUUUAAUAUGAAAGAAUUGGUCUAGAUGUCAAGUCAGAUAGCAAGAUCUGGAGGAAAGAUGUUGACUUACCUUUCAAAAUGUUUUAGUAAUGGAAUAAUUUAUGAUUUAAUAAGUAUUAAGAUUUUUAUUAUUUUUGCUCCACUGACAUGUAAUGUUUUUAUGUAUCUGUUCAUAUUAUACAGAGCCCCAAGCUAAUCUGGGUCGGAAAAAUCUUGUGUCUGUUUGCAAUUCUCAGGAGGGCGCUAGUGGGCUGUCAUAAUUUUAGUUUGAUUUAGGGUCUGAUAACGGUCUUUCUAUAAAUAUUAUUUCAAGUCAAGAUUAAAACUGUGUAAAUAUAUUGUCGAUUUAAAUAAAGCAUUGCUUAGAACUUGAGUUGAAAUGUAUGUCCAUUUCAUUUGAUCUGUAGCUCAAAUGAUGUAAUCAAGUAUGAAGUUAAUAUGAUUUUGCUCACUAGCAUUUUAGGGGCACCUUCAGUGGGGUUGUUUUUUUAAUGUUAA